UGGCCUCAAUUAGGCUGCCCUCUCUUUUGUAUUGGUCAGUGGUCACCACUCACCAACUGAAAAUAACUGAAAACUAGAGGGCCAAUAUUGUCACUCAGGAAACAUUGAACUGCCUUUUCUGGAGUCUGAACUUAACCAGUUCGAGUUUAUGUCUCUGGUUUUUCCCAGAUUUUUUUCGUCUUAAACAAACUUUGAUUGGAUAGAGACUGUAUGGUCAGCUAAACAACAAUGGCAACAACAAUUCUAACACUAACUUCUCUAUCUUCCACUUCUUUCUUCAAUACCCAAAACUACUCCAAGCUUCCCUACUCUCCAACUUCCAUCAAACCCAAGUUGAAAAGCUUUAAAAUUAAAGCUAUCAAAGAAAAAACAGAAGAAAUCGAAACCCCAUCUUCAUCUUCAUCUUCAUCUGCAGAUGAAGUUACAAAGAAGUAUGGCCUUGAAGUUGGGCUAUGGAAGAUAUUCAGCUCAAAGGAAGAAGGUGAAGAAAAGAAAUCAAAGGGUGACCAAGCCAAGGAGCUGCUAGCCAAAUAUGGAGGAGCAUACUUGGCAACCUCUAUUACUCUCUCCUUGAUAUCCUUCUCCCUUUGUUAUCUACUAAUUAGUGCAGGCAUUGAUGUUCAAGCAUUGCUGCAAAAGGUGGGAAUCUCAACUGAUGCGACAGGAGAGAAAGUUGGGACCUUUGCUUUGGCAUAUGCUGCACACAAAGCUGCAUCCCCUAUAAGGUUUCCCCCAACUGUGGCUCUGACUCCCAUUGUUGCUAGUUGGAUAGGAAAGAAGGUUGAAAAAGAUAAUUAAAAUUUGUGGGUACUUCGCAAGCUCAA
Messenger RNA from Durio zibethinus, 824 nucleotides. RefSeq names its product FAM210B-like protein. The record is from RefSeq and is a predicted model, not a curated record. NCBI's taxonomy places the organism in Eukaryota, Viridiplantae, Streptophyta, Magnoliopsida, Malvales, Malvaceae. Gene Ontology annotation, cellular component: chloroplast.